Messenger RNA from Penicillium lagena, 2091 nucleotides. RefSeq lists its product as uncharacterized. The record is from RefSeq and is a predicted model, not a curated record. Gene Ontology annotation, molecular function: hydro-lyase activity. Lineage: Eukaryota; Fungi; Ascomycota; Eurotiomycetes; Eurotiales; Aspergillaceae. Bases 1 to 2091 code for a protein of 696 amino acids. The transcript is spliced from 2 exons.
AUGCCAGAUGCGACAGCCCAUAAGCAUGGCCUCAAUGCAUGCGAAAAAGUUGUUCUGCACCACUCUGUUAGCUCGUCCUUGACCGGUGGCUCUAUACGUACAGACCAGAUGCUACUCUUGAAACCAUCGUGGCUUCUUUGCUCGGAGGCGGCGUGGAACAGCAUGGAGCCAAACUACAACGCUCUCAGUCGACCUUCGUUCCAUCGCCGAGACCGCUUCUGGUUGGCGCCGGAUCAUAUCGUGGAUCCUCGGGUGAAUCAUAAGCCACGGGAAAAAGCCGUUAUUGAGAAAUGCGAGCGGAUCGCCAGAGAAAUGGAGCUUGGCGACAACUACAACCCGCCAAACACGACGAUCAUGCAUACCGAUUUCUAUCGGAAGCGGUGUCAGCCAGGUCAGCUUGUUAUCGGCGCUGACAGUCACACUAGCAGUGCCGGUGGACUUGGAGCAUUGGCAGUCGGCAUGGGGGGCACUGACGUGCUUAUGCAGAUCGUCACUGGAGAAACGUUUAUCAAGAUGCCAGAAGUCAUUUGCAUUCAAUUUGUGGGAAGACCACCCCUCGGAUUGGGUGGAAAGGAUGUCAUCUUGGGUGUCCUGGGUCAACUUAGGAGAAAUACGGUGGCAUCCGAAAGAUUCGUCGAGUUCACGGGCGAAGGGAUGAAAUAUUUGAGCUGCGAUGCAAGAUUCGCAAUCUGCAACAUGGUGACCGAGUUUGGUGGAAUCGGUGCGCUAGCUGUGCCCGAUGCGGUCACUGCUGAUUUCAUAUCCCGGCGACCAGAGCGAAAGCACAAGUCAGAGGCUCUGUUUUUCAGACCGGACAAAAAUGCACGAUACGCAGGAGAGUACCAGAUCGACCUUUCGAAAUUGGAACAUUUUGUCGCGCUUUAUCCCAGCCCGGAUAAUGUAAUCCCUGUGUCGCAGGCCAAUAUCCCGGAGAUUCAGGGAUGCUUCAUCGGCGCAUGUACAACAACUGAGGAAGACCUGAUCCUUGGGGGUCUUGUGCUAAGGGAAGGACUGAAAGCAGGUCUGGAUCCCGUCGCUAGGGGCAUACGCCGUGUGACCCCGGGUUCCAUAGCAAUCACAGAGAAACUUCGACGCAUAGGUCUGAUUGAUGUUUACGAAAGGGCCGGGUUUGUCGUCGGCGCUCCAGGAUGUAGCUACUGUGUUGGUAUGGGUGCCGACAAGGCUGGAAAUGGCGAGGUAUGGUUAUCAUCGCAAAACAGAAACUACAGAGACAGGAUGGGUCCAGGAUCAAUCGCAAAUCUUGCGUCUGCAGCGACCGUGGCGGCAUCAAGCUUCUCCAUGUCACUUCGGAGUCCACAGUCACUACUGAAUGGAAUUGAUUUUAAUGAAUACGACAGACUGCGAAACUACUCUGCAGACUCGAAUUUCGUCGCCGAGCAUGUAACUUACGUGGAGCCCUUCCCAACCGGUCGUGCUGAAAUACUGUCUCAGAAUAGUGCAGUUCAUACACCAUCAGCUGAAGAAGCCCAAACAUCCCCCUCCUUACCAAAUGUCAUUCAGGGCAACAUUCAACGUUUUGGCGACAGCAUUGAUACCGACUCAAUAGCCCCAACAGAGAUAUGUCUGGACCCCACACCGGAGAAACUCGCUCAUGGGGCAUUUCUCCAUCGCAAGCCUGACUUCUACGACCUUGCACAAGCCGGAGCUACAAUUCUUGUUGCAGGGAGUGCAUUUGGUACGGGCUCCUCCAGAGAGCAGGCUCCAAAGGCAUUGAUUGCUGCCGGUAUCAAGGCAGUCAUAGCGAAAAGUUUUGCUUUUAUCUACGGGCGAAAUCAAGCAAAUAAUGGCUUACUGGGAAUCAAGGUGCAGCACGACAGGUUCUAUGACCUUGCUCAGGAAGGCAUCAAGCUGACCAUUGAUGUGCAAAGGAGGGUGAUCGAAUGUAAGGAUGUGCAAUUCCAUUUCUACCUUGAUCCAAUCGAGGAGAGUCUGCUUGCUGCCGGCGGUCUGCUCAAAAUGUACAACCUGUACGGGUCAACGCUCUUUAAAAACCUGCAAGAUAAAACGUCGAGCAGAGAAGAGAUAUCUUAUCAUUUAACAGAGUCUGGGAACAGCAAGCUGGAAUGGUAA